Messenger RNA from Carassius carassius (crucian carp), 1520 nucleotides. RefSeq names its product gastrula zinc finger protein XlCGF8.2DB-like. NCBI's taxonomy places the organism in Eukaryota, Metazoa, Chordata, Actinopteri, Cypriniformes, Cyprinidae. The transcript has 2 exons. Gene Ontology annotation, biological process: regulation of transcription by RNA polymerase II. The coding region runs from base 304 to 1290 and encodes 328 amino acids. The record is from RefSeq and is a predicted model, not a curated record. Gene Ontology annotation, molecular function: DNA-binding transcription factor activity; RNA polymerase II cis-regulatory region sequence-specific DNA binding.
GAUGAGACUAAAUUGUUACGUUUGGCAUACAUUUGGCAAUUAGCAUAAGUGUAAACAUUAUAAAUAUGUUUAACUACAUUAACAGGCAUUAAUUUGAUACUUAGCAUGAAUAUUGUCUGCGACAAGCCAUGCUAACAGUGUUUUGAGAACAAAAAGCAGCAACGAUGUCUAUGGGCUGUCAUAGAUAUCCAUGUGCUUGGGACUGAAAUAUGCAAAAGUAUGAGUUUAUUGAAGAGAACAGGGAGAACAUGAUCCAGAAUCCUGCGGUAUGAAACCUAAGAUACUGAAAGACAAAGAGGUGUGAUGGAGGUGAAGGAGGAAAGUAAAAACCUAAAUGAGGUGGAGGAGCAACAUCCUCACUCCGUCACUGAUGAAACAUCUCUGAUUCUCGCACAGAAAACGAUCAAAAUCAAGAAGUCUUACAUCUGCCCUCAGUGCGGAAAAAGUUUUGCAGGUAAAUCACGCCUCGAGCGCCACAUAAGAAUUCACACCGGAGAAAAACCGUUCACGUGUUUUGUGUGCGCGAAGAGUUUCGCGUGCAAAGAAAGACUCGACAGGCAUGUGAAAAUCCACUCCGGAGAGAAGCCUUUCACUUGUGAAUGGUGCGGAAAGCGCUUGGCGUGUAAAACGAGACUCAAGAGGCACGUGAUUACCCACACUGGAAAAAAGCCUUUCACGUGCUUGCAUUGCGAAAGGAGCUUCACGACGAACACAAACCUGCAGCGCCAUGUCAAACUCCACACUGGAGAAAGACCGCACACUUGCCAAGAGUGUGGAAAGAGCUUCAUACGCAAGGAAAAGCUCAGGUUUCACAUGACCAUCCACACUGGAGAGCGGCCUUACAGUUGCGAACAAUGCGGGAAGAGUUUCCGACACAUCAACGGUCUCAAAGAUCACCAACUCUCUCAUGCCGCCGAAAGGUCUUUUAACUGUGAUCAAUGCGGUAAGGAUUUUAUUACCGCGUCUGCGCUGAAGAGACACCUCAGAGUUCAUUCAGGUGAGAAGCCUUUCUUGUGUUCUCUGUGUGGGAAGAGUUUUGCACGGGUGGACUGCUUUAAAAGGCAUCAGGAGGUCCAUAGUGGUGUGAAGGAUCACGUGUGCUCUGAGUGCGGGAAGGCUUUUAUCACGUCCGACCAGCUCAAGCAGCACCAGAGGAUUCACACUGGAGAGAAACCCUACAAGUGCUCACUUUGUGGGAAGAGUUUCGCUCAGUCGCCGCACCUGAAAGCACACGAGAGAAGUCACAGCACUGACGGCCAUCUGGUAAUAAGCGAUCAAAUCAUCUACUGAUUCAAGUGGACAAUGCAUGAUCCAAAGGUAUCCUGAGAAUCUGAAUCCCAAAAGGAGAAAGAGUGACUUUUUUUGUUUGAACCGAACCUUUUGUUUCAACAUUGCAUCUGAAUACUGUAAAUAAACCAUUCUAUCACUAGGUCUAUACUAGUGUUUGUCUUCAUUAAAAACACAUGACCAGAUGUCAACUCACUUUAUUUAACCAUUGUAUUUGUAGUAAAACUGUGGUU